Rosa rugosa (rugosa rose) is the source of this 1086-nucleotide messenger RNA. RefSeq names its product putative disease resistance protein RGA3. Gene Ontology annotation, molecular function: ADP binding. The transcript is spliced from 3 exons. The coding region runs from base 1 to 1086 and encodes 361 amino acids. Gene Ontology annotation, biological process: defense response to other organism. NCBI's taxonomy places the organism in Eukaryota, Viridiplantae, Streptophyta, Magnoliopsida, Rosales, Rosaceae. The record is from RefSeq and is a predicted model, not a curated record.
AUGACAGAAUCUCUCGUCAGUUUUGCUGCCCGGGAACUUUUGAAGAAGGUGGUGGCUUUACUUGCCGAUGAAGAGUUCAGUCUUGUGUGCAGAUUCAAGAACGAACUAGCAAUGAUGCACACUACAUUAGUCAAGCUUCAAGCUAUGUUACAAGCUGCCGAGCAUCUGACACAAGAUCAGCGGGAUGACGUGAAAAUCUGGGUGAAGAAAAUUGAAGAGAUAGCUGGUGAUGUGGAUGAUCUGCUGGAUGACUUUGGAUAUGAAGUUCUUUGGUGCAAAGUAGAACUUCAAGACCAAAUGAAGAACAAGGUGUUGUCAAUCUUCGUUCCCAUUGUAUUUCGUCAUAAAAUGGGACGUAGAUUUAAGAACAUCAAUGAAUCUCUUGUGAAUCUAGAGAAUCAGGCAGCCAGUUUUCAGUUGGUAAUUGCUGGGAAUGCAACCUGUGAUGAUCCAGAAGUUGAUAGGCAAACCGCCUUCUGCUGUGAUGAAGAUGAAAAGAAUAUCAUUGGAAGGGGUGAGGUUGUGUCAGAUAUGGUAACAACUUUGAUCAACUCCAACACUACUCAAGAAAAUCUUCUUACUGUUUUGGCUAUUGUGGGAAUGGCAGGUCUUGGGAAGACGACUGUUGCCAAAUCAGUAUAUAAUGACUCCGAAAUUGGUAGAUACUUCCAACAAAAAAUAUGGAUGAAAAUCCGUGUUGAAAGGCAAGGCUGCAAUACUCACUGGCCUCCAAAAAAAUCUGGAACUCUGGAAGGGAAAAGAUAUCUUCUCGUAUUGGAUGAUGUUUGGAACGAAGAUCUUCAAAAAUGGGAUGAUUUGAGGACCAGUUUGUUAAGUAUUAGAGGUACAGAAGGAAGCAGUAUCAUUGUCACUACCCGAAAAGUCAAAGUUGCAAAAAUCAUGGAGACACUUCCUAGGUACGAUUUAACAAAACUCUCAGAUGAUGACUGUUGGCUCCUUCUAAAGAAUAAAGCAGUUUCGACUAGAAGUACUCUGCCACAAGAUGAAGAGAGAAUUGGAAAGGCGAUUGCAAAUAAGUGUGGAGGUGUGCCAUUAGUGGCAAAGAAUCUGCUAAGCUUUGCAUAG